Molecule: messenger RNA, 1088 nt
Organism: Prorocentrum cordatum
Lineage: Eukaryota; Dinophyceae; Prorocentrales; Prorocentraceae
Source: the annotation of a GenBank genome assembly
AUGCGGCCCGUGUCCCUCCCGCAGAUCCCCAGUGGCCCGGUAGCCGCGGGACUGCUCGCGCUGGGCACGCGGAGGCAGGCCUGCCCCAUUCCCCCGGAGCCGCCGAUCUGCCCGGAGACGUGCGCGGAGGCGCCGCCCUGCGCGUGCCCAGCGGCGCCCGCGCGCGUGUGCCCGGAGCCGGCGGCCUGCCCGCCGACGGAGCUCAGCAGGGAAGAGGUGCUGAUCAUCGGCGCGGUCACCUGGGCGGUGCAGACGGGCAUCGGCUGGGCCAUGGCGCUCGUUGGGCUCGGCGCGGAGGCGGAGUUCUUGAGGCGCCUCCUGCCAGGUAGGCACUACCUGGCCUGGUGCGAUGGGGGCGGCGUGUACCACGAGCGGGUGGCUUUGUGGCCGCAGACGCACGCCAGGUGGGUCAUCCUGACCCCAGACUAUGACAUGUAUUCGGAGAUGCUGGACGGCAGCGAGGGCGUCGACGGCGUGGUGCGGAUCGUCGGCCUGCGCCCCGACGGGCGUCUUCCCCGGCUCGACAAGCCCGCCUACAGGUUCAAGGAGGCGCUCGACCUGGACGCCCUGAAGGGGUACAUCCGCGAGGGCCGGCGUCUGGCCCUGCAGGACGGAGCUGCGGCGGGUGACCCACCGAUCGAGGUCGCGGACGUGGUGAUGCCCGAUCGUGAGGUGGUGCCGCUCGACACCCUGUUCGGCGGCCGCUUCCUGCCUCGCCGCCCCCCCUUGCGCCGCGGCGCAGCGGCGGCAGCGGCCGGGGCCGACAACGGGCCCCCUGGCGACGCGGCUGCCGGCUCCGACGCGGGCGCCGCCCCCGCGCUGGGCGCUGCCGGCGACGGCGCCGGCCCAGGGUAUCCCCGGGCGGGGCCGCUGGACACGCCGCGUGGUCACGCGUGGGUGCUCGCGGAGGGCGGCCGCGCUGGCAACCUGGGCGAUGAGGUGGUGCUGGGGCCAGAUGACUUCAGGCUCUCGGACUACGACGCGAUGAUCACCCGCCGGGGGCAGGGCCGCCGGGCCGAGCUCGUCCCUAUCACGGAGGUGGACGAGUUCGUGCGAGCCCGCCGAGAGGAGCUGGCCGACCAGCUGAG